Molecule: messenger RNA, 234 nt
Organism: Cinara cedri
Lineage: Eukaryota; Metazoa; Arthropoda; Insecta; Hemiptera; Aphididae
Source: the annotation of a GenBank genome assembly
UCGAUAUCUCUUCAUGGCCGAUAUUCGUCGUCGUCGUCGUCGUCUAUCAACAUGAACCUCGUCUAUCCAAUUUACCGGUAUUGCCUACACCACUAGCCGCCGUCGCCACCGAUAAUAUUUCGUGCCGCUGCUCAUGUGUCCUGGACCUCAAAGCCAAAGAUGCAUCAUUCUUGCUUUUGGCUACACCAUGUUAUUGUAUUGUUCAGUCGAAUGAUAACCUCACCCUGCAUCUGG